This is a messenger RNA of Drosophila gunungcola (fruit fly), 984 nucleotides long. Its product is annotated as probable palmitoyltransferase ZDHHC24. Gene Ontology annotation, biological process: peptidyl-L-cysteine S-palmitoylation; protein targeting to membrane. The transcript has 2 exons. Bases 125 to 976 code for a protein of 283 amino acids. Gene Ontology annotation, cellular component: Golgi apparatus; endoplasmic reticulum. The record is from RefSeq and is a predicted model, not a curated record. NCBI's taxonomy places the organism in Eukaryota, Metazoa, Arthropoda, Insecta, Diptera, Drosophilidae. Gene Ontology annotation, molecular function: protein-cysteine S-palmitoyltransferase activity.
GGUUCAUUUUGUAAAUUUAUUUUCAAACGGACACCAAUUUUACCGUUAGCAGCACUGCCGAAAAGCGAUUUCCAGCACUGUCAAAAGGAGGCGCAGUAGGGGGUGUAAAAAUAACGGGAGUAAAAUGAUUUUGCGCCCGUGGGAUCGGGUUAAGCCCCGAUCCAUGUCGGAUUUGGCGUGCUUCCUUCUGGUGGCCAUCUUCGUGCCCGUGACGUACAUCUUCCAGGUGACAAUUGUGAUGCCGGAGCUGUUUGCCAUUGGAGGGGUUUGGUACACGGCACUCUGGCUGGCCAGCCUGUUCCUCGUCUUCAACCUCACAUCGAACAUGCUGGCCUGCAUGCUGGUGGAUACCAGUAUCCGGAUGGAGCUGCUGAAGCCACCAGUGGAUCCGGGGCAAUUGGCGCGGUGGCACAUGUGCCACGACUGCCAGACACUGGUGCCGCCUCGCUCCUGGCACUGCGAGGUGUGCAACGUUUGCGUCCUGAAGCGUGAUCACCACUGCAGAUUCACCUGCUGCUGCAUCGGGCACCAUAACUACCGAUACUUCUUCUUCUAUCUGGUGUACAUGAUCAUCGGAUCCUUGGCGGCCGCCAUUAUGGAGAGCAUCUAUCUGUGGCACCUCCAUCCGGACAUCUACUGGCGGUGGUCGACGCUGUUUACCGUGCUCGGGCCCGUCGUCAGCCUUACGUUGUAUCCCAGCUGGGAGACCUUUUACAUAGUCAUAUACGAUCUCACCUUGCUGGGCUUCGCCAUAUCAUCGCUCCUCCUGGUCUUCCACUGGCAGAUAGUCAAGAGCGGUUCGGUGACGAGGGAGCGCGGCUCAAGGAAGUACGACCGAGGCUUGCGAGGCAAUCUGGAAAUGGUGCUGGGCAAUCGGAUGCACCUGACUUGGCUAUCACCUUUUGUACGUAGUGAUUUGCCGCAUGAUGGGGUGAACUGGGAACCAAUAGCUGCAUUCUCGCCGAAGGAGGACUAGUUGGCGUU